Molecule: messenger RNA, 1345 nt
Organism: Spea bombifrons (plains spadefoot toad)
Lineage: Eukaryota; Metazoa; Chordata; Amphibia; Anura; Pelobatidae
Gene: BPGM
Product: bisphosphoglycerate mutase
Exons: 3
Coding region: 211-990 (259 amino acids)
Biological process (GO): glycolytic process
Molecular function (GO): intramolecular phosphotransferase activity
Source: RefSeq, a predicted model, not a curated record
AAAAGGGAGUCUGGCUGCUGCAGCCUAAAACAGAAAGAGGGGGGAUCCGCAGCACAGCAGAGCAGACCCGGCGCACAGGGCUCUGCAGCACAGCAAGACCUGGAGGCACUAACAGCCAUACACAGCUCAGGCCAGCUGGAUCUGCAGCACAACAGGCUCUGCAGGUAAAACCGACUAGGUACUUGGCCAGAAAGGGAGCCCCAAGCCACGAUGUCAAAGUAUAAACUUGUUAUGUUGAGGCAUGGCGAAGGUGCCUGGACUGUUGAAAACCGCUUUUGCAGCUGGGUUGAUCAGAAGCUGAGUCUCGACGGAAUAAAGGAAGCGGAAAUGUGCGGAAAACAUCUUAAGUCGUUGGGUUUUGAGUUUGAUGUGGUCUUCACUUCGGUACUGAGUCGUUCUAUACAAACAGCGUGGCUGGUGUUGCAAGAGCUGGGACAGGAGUGGGUUCCGGUACAGAGUUCUUGGAGACUGAACGAGAGGCAUUACGGGGCGCUGAUUGGUCUCAACCGAGCAGACCUGGCGUUGAACCAUGGUGAAGAACAAGUGAAGAUGUGGAGGAGAAGCUACGAUGUCGCUCCUCCGCCGAUAGACGAGAGCCAUCCCUAUUACCAAGUAAUACACACAGAUCGGAGGUACUCUCGUUGCGAUAUACAAGAGGAAAAGCUGCCAAAAUCGGAGAGCUUGAAGCAAGUCAUAGAGAGACUUCUCCCCUACUGGAAUGAUGUGAUUGCACCACAAAUUAAACAAGGCAAAAAUGUUCUUAUAUCUGCCCAUGGAAACAGCACAAGGGCAUUGUUAAAGCAUUUAGAAGGUAUUUCUGAUACAGACAUAAUAAACAUUUCUCUUCCGACUGGCGUUCCUGUGCUCCUAGAACUUGAUGAAAACCUGCACCCGGUUAAGCCUCACGUGUUCCUGGGCGAUCAGCAGGCCAUCCAAGCUGCCAUCAAAAAAGUGGAGGAUCAAGGCAAAGUGAAACCUACCAAGAAUUAGUUCCUUUGUUUACUUCCGUGGCAUUUGCUUGAGGGGAUUUUCCAGUGUUUUGUGUAAUUUGUAGCAAAUCCUGUAAAUAGUUAUUUUCUGUUUUGUUUUAAUUGUUUUUCAAACAUACGCUACUGUGAAACGUUUGGGGUCAUAUAGCUGUUUUCAUCGAAAAUAGGAAUAUUUCUAGCUGUAACAAAAUAGCAAAAGUGUGUUUCUAACGAUCGGUUAGCCUCUUAAACAUAAACUUGGAUCAGCGAACACAACGUGCCAUUGGAACACAGGAGUGAUGAAGGGCCUCUGUAUGUCUAUGACGGUAUUCCAUUAAAAAAAAAAUCGUUUCCAGCUAUAAUAGUCAUUUACCACA